AUAUCAUUGCUGUCUAAAGUUUACAUUUUGGUAAAAAGUACUAUUCGUCAUCAUUUUUCUUUCCUGAAUAAAAAACCUUCAAAGCAUAUUUUAAGGAAUCCAUAAAUUCUUUCUCUUUCUUAUUGCUUUUCACUUGUUAGAGUAGUUAUCCAAAAUGGAAUGGUUAGUUAGAACUCGCUUGGAAAGCGUUUGCGUACAAAGAGACAAGAUUUUUGAACAACUUGCCAAAGUCCGUGAGUUGAGAAGAAAUCUUGGAAUGUUUCUCUCGAAAGCUCCUUCGCUCGUUCAGGUUAACGUGGGUUGUGACUUUUACGUUGAUGGUGAAGUUGACGAAGAAGCUCUUCUCCUUGUUGAUAUCGGAAAAGACUUGUACCUGGAAUUGCAACCACAAGAAGCCCUGGAAACCGCUAUUAUCAGAGAAAAUGUUUUAGAGAAAAUUGGCGAGUUUUAUACAAAGAGGUAAAGUAGAUGAAGUUUAUUCGCGUAAGUCCCUAACAAACAUCGGAAGAAUUGGAGAACUGGAUGGUUGGCUUCAAAUAUAUAACGUGGAAAACUAGAAGAAUUGUGCGAUUGUUCUUUCAAUUAUUUUUACAAAAGUGUUUGAACGUUGCUGAGCCUUACACCAUGUUGCACUUGUUCUCCUUUCUAGCUUUGUUGUUGAAUAUCUGCGGCGUAGUUACUGCCUUGAUGACCUUUGAUUUUUUUGAAUGAUAUUUGUCAGACUUCGAAGGUUAUUGUCAUAUUUUAACGUUGUCGAUAUUUUAAUGGUUUAUCUUCAUAUCGAUUUUUGGAAAGCCUAAUGGAAUAAGUUGGAUAUCGAAUUUCCUUGGCACACUAUUGACGAGAAUAUUAAAAAAUUCCACAGACAAGUGAACAUUAAAAAAUGAAUAAAGGUUGUUUGCCUUGCUGAGAUAUUAGACAACUGAGAUCACAACUAAAAGAACCUUUGCAAAAGUUGAGCAAAGGUACACCAGAUCAGUCAAACAGAUUCCCUGUCAAUAUUGUGAUGAAGCAUCUUUCUAUCAUUGCUUUUACUUGCAAACCAUUCAAUACCAAUUUAUAUUGCACACAUAACUAAAUAUUUCUUU
Molecule: messenger RNA, 1088 nt
Organism: Galdieria sulphuraria
Lineage: Eukaryota; Rhodophyta; Bangiophyceae; Galdieriales; Galdieriaceae
Product: prefoldin, putative isoform 2
Exons: 3
Coding region: 155-463 (102 amino acids)
Source: RefSeq, a predicted model, not a curated record